Molecule: messenger RNA, 5275 nt
Organism: Loxodonta africana (African savanna elephant)
Lineage: Eukaryota; Metazoa; Chordata; Mammalia; Proboscidea; Elephantidae
Gene: LZTS3
Product: leucine zipper tumor suppressor family member 3
Exons: 4
Coding region: 357-2390 (677 amino acids)
Biological process (GO): regulation of dendritic spine morphogenesis
Cellular component (GO): dendritic spine
Source: RefSeq, a predicted model, not a curated record
CUUGACUGCAAGACUCUAGGUUGGGGGCCCAGGAAGAACACCCACCCACAAUUUUUGGGUAGGGAUGGCUUUCUCUCCGUCCCCUAACUUCUGAGGUUCUCCAUUGGAUUCAGGUUCUGCUGCACCCUUCCAACCCCAUCUCCCCAGCCUGUGAAGUUGGCAUAUAUAGGCUUAGACACAGGGUAAAGGACCUCUAAAUUCUGGGGGUUGCAGGGAAAAGCUGAGGGGAUUACUGAUUCUGGGAGACUCAUGGAAGAGGUGGAGCUGAAGCAAGAAUUGAAGAAUGGAAUACAUUCCAGGCCUGGGAGAGCUGAGCAGAGCUGAGCAAAGCUGGGAGGUGCCCUCCUGGCUUAGUCAUGGCGAAGCUGGAGACACUGCCUGUGCGUGCUGACCCAGGGCGGGACCCUCUCCUGGCCUUUGCCCCGCGGCCCUCUGAUCUCGGACCCCCGGAGCCCCGCCUGGCCAUGGGCAGCGUGGGCAGCGGGGUGGCCCAUGCUCAGGAGUUCACCAUGAAGAGCGUGGGCACCCGCACAGGGAGCGGGGGCAUCCAGGGCAGUUUCCCUGGCCCCCGCGGCAGUGGUGGUGGGGCCAGCAGGGAGAGGCCUAGUCGCUACCCCUCAGAGGACAAGGCUCUCACCAACUCCCUCUACCUCAAUGGUGAGCUGAGGGGCAGUGACCACACAGACGUCUGCGGCAAUGUGGUGGGCAGCAGUGGUGGUAGCAACAGCAGUGGUGGCAGUGACAAGGCCCCGCCACAAUACCGUGAGCCCAGCCACCCACCCAAACUCCUGGCCACCUCUGGCAAGCUAGACCAGUGUUCAGAGCCGCUAGUUCGGCCAUCAGCCUUCAAGCCUGUUGUACCCAAGAAUUUCCACUCCAUGCAGAACUUAUGCCCCCCACAAACCAACGGGACCCCCGAGGGACGCCAGGGCCCUGGGGGUGGCCUCAAGGGUGGACUGGACAAGUCUCGGACCAUGACCCCAGCCAGCGGGGGCGGGGGCAGCCUCUCUGACUCAGGCCGGAACUCACUCACAAGCCUGCCCACCUACACCUCCAGCUAUAGCCAGCACCUGGCGCCCCUCAGUGCCUCCACCAGCCACAUCAACCGCAUCGGCACUGCUAGCUAUGGCAGUGGCAGCGGCGGUAGUAGCGGCGGCGGGUCGGGCUACCAGGAUCUGACAGUCUCUGACAGUGGACGGGCCUCUAGCAAAAGUGGGUCGUCCUCCUCCAUGGGGCGGCCAGGCCACCUGGGCUCUGGGGAGGGUGGAAGUGGAGGCCUGCCAUUUGCGGCCUGCUCCCCACCCUCGCCCAGUGCACUGAUCCAGGAGCUGGAGGAGCGGCUGUGGGAGAAGGAACAGGAGGUGACGGCUCUGCGGCGGAGCCUGGAGCAGAGUGAGGCAGCCGUGGCUCAGGUACUGGAGGAGCGUCAGAAGGCAUGGGAGCGUGAGCUGACUGAGCUGCGGCAGGGCUGCAGUGGGAAGCUGCAGCAGGUGGCCCGCCGCGCCCAGCGCGCCCAGCAGGGCCUCCAGCUGCAGGUGCUGCGGCUGCAGCAGGACAAGAAGCAGCUGCAGGAGGAGGCAGCCCGGCUGAUGCGCCAGCGGGAAGAGCUUGAGGACAAGGUGGCCGCCUGUCAGAAGGAGCAGGCCGACUUCCUGCCCCGGAUGGAAGAAACUAAGUGGGAGGUGUGCCAGAAGGCUGGUGAGAUUUCCCUCCUGAAGCAGCAGCUGAAGGACUCGCAGGCUGACGUGUCACAGAAGUUGAGUGAGAUUGUGGGGCUGCGCUCCCAGCUGCGGGAGGGCCGGGCCUCACUGCGGGAAAAGGAGGAGCAGCUGCUCAGCCUGCGGGACUCUUUCGGCAGCAAACAGGCCAGUCUGGAGCUGGGUGAGGGGGAGCUGCCGGUGGCCUGCCUCAAGCCUGCACUGACCCCUGUGGACCCAGCGGAGCAGCAGGACGCGCUGGCCACGUGUGAGAGUGAUGAGGCCAAGAUGCGUCGUCAGGCCGGCGUGGCUGCCGCUGCCGCCUCUGCUUCCUUGGGUUCCUUGGACGGGGAGGUGGAUACUGGGGGGGAUAGCGGAACACGGGCCCUGCGGAGGGAGGUGGGGCGGCUGCAGGCCGAGCUAGCAGCCGAGCGGCGAGCCCGGGAGCGCCAGGGUGCCAGCUUCGCAGAGGAGCGCCGCGUGUGGCUGGAGGAGAAGGAGAAGGUCAUCGAGUACCAGAAGCAGCUACAGCUGAGUUAUGUGGAGAUGUACCAGCGUAACCAGCAGCUGGAGCGGCGGCUGCGGGAGCGGGGGGCGGCCGGGGGUGCAAGCACGCCUACUCUCCAACCUGGGGAGGAGAAGAAAGCCUGGACCCCCUCCCGCCUUGAGCGCAUUGAGUCCACAGAAAUCUGAACCGAAACUUGGGCAUUGAGUCCCCAGUGUCCCCUCCCCUCCAUCUCUCUUUCCUAUGUCCCGCGUAUCCCCAGACCAAAGAGGUUCUCAGAGAAGCUGUGACCAGACCAACACCCUCCCCACCUCGGGUACCUCCCAAGUCUACCACUGCCCCUCUGGGCAGCCCACUCAGACCCUCCUUUCAAGGAGGGAAUGGAGGAGGGCAGAGUGAGUAGGGAUGAGGGACCCAGGCAGCAGAGAGCCCAUGCUCUCUCUCUUGGCCCCGCUUGUUGGAGAUGGGGGCGACAGGCCUGCAGUGCCAUGAGGAGCCCCCACCCCUCUGUGGGCCUGGGUUGCUACUGUUGGCCGUCCUGUGUCCAGUGAUGCUGUGCUCACCUCCUCAGCCAUGUAGCCAGAGGGGGCCUGCAUAGGUUCUGCCGAAGGUGACAGGCCCCUGGGCUCCCAACUUCUCCUUCCUGCAGUGUUCUCCUUCCCUGGGCAGGUUGGCAGGGCAAGUGGGAGCAGAUGGCCUGCCUGUGGUUGAGAGGGCUACCUGCCAGCGCCUCCCUCCAAGGUCUCUUGGGCUCAGGUCUCAGAGCCUAGCCUCGUCCUGAGUGUGUGUCAUUAUGUGCGUGCUGGGGAGGGUGAAGGUUGGGGCAGUGCCCAGGGAAGAUUUGCCCUCCUGUUCUUGGGAAGGGUCACCUGAAGGCUUCUCAGCUUUACCCUCACCCUCCGGCCAGGAUCCCACAGCCUCAUCUGCUUGGCAACCCCACACCCAGGGCCACUGUCUGGCUCUAACUACAGCUAUUAAGUGCUACCUGCCUCUCAGGCGCUCCCCUCAGUUUUUGAGAUCAGAUGAGUGUCUGUGAUGUCUUCCCCCACUCGAUUGUCCCAGCCUCCACCUGCUUUCAUGCUCAGAACAUCAUCGUUCCAGGCUGCGUCUUCCCCAAAGUCUCACCUUUUCUUCCAGCAGAAAAUUCUGCUUGACCUUUGGUGCACUACCCACCUCCAAGCUCUUCUGGGCCCAAGUCUGAACCUGAGGCCCUUAAUGAGAAGGGGUUUGAUGUGACUGCCCUUGGAGAACCAGGCUGACCUGGAGGAAGACUGACCCCUCAGCUCCCAGGGCCCUGAGGAGGUCCAGCAUUUGCUCAGAAUAAGCCUGGCAUGGCAAUUAAUGGGGUUGGGAGCCAAUGUCAUUCCCUUCCUCCUCUUGGGUCCUCUCAGAGUUCAACUCCCCAAGACUGGAAGUGAAAAACAAAUUUCUAAUUCACCAGCAAUAAAAAUUGGAGGAGGCUUGGCCCUCAGCCCUUGUAUUUCUCUUUUCACUCUCUCUUCCUCCCACACCCAAGACUGGGUUGGCCGGGGCAGGGUGGAGAGAGCUGGUAACUACUGUAAGUCCCCCAGCCCCUGACCAGACUCCUCCCAUGACUGGUGACUGUUCGAUGAACUAUGAGCCUCCCACAAAAACAGGAGUGCCCCUCUGUGUGCCCUCUACCCUUCCCCUGCACAGCCCCUUCUGGGUGUCCCUAACCAGGUCUCUGAGCUGGGCAGGGAGGCCUUCCUGGCCACCACUGCCCAUUCCAUUCAUACCUGACUGCACCUGCCUCAGAACCUGGGCCUGGGCCAGAGAGGCAAGAAGAAAAGGCAUUAGUAGAAAAAAAAAAAAAAUGACUAGACUCAGUCUUUGGGACGUCCAACCAUAAAAUAAAUUAUAUAUAAAUAUAUAUAUAGAUAUAUAUCUCUACCAUAUGUGAUGGAAAGACUUUUCGUUUUCCUUUCCCAAAGAAAUAAAAUGGAGAAAGCCUCUUGAGUGGCAUUCUUUGGCAUGUUUGUGUCUUUGCAGGUAUGGGAGGCGGGGCCUGGGGUGUGGAGGACAAAGCUGGAGUAAACAGAUUUCCCAGAGGAGGCAUGAGACCCAAGGGGCUUACUAGGCUGUGCCAAGAGGUGGGGCCCAAAGCCCAAAAUCCUCCAUUGCCCAGGAGGGGUUGUGGCUCCAUGUUUCUGCCCAAUGGGGCUUUCUCUUUAGAACCUAGGCACGAAGCUGCUGGCCAGAAGGCAGGUGAUCUAGGAGAGUGAGAUGCAGUCUGAGGUAGCCUGAGCUACUUUACAGUGUUGGCCGAUGUUGAGGAUAGAAUGAGCAGAAGUGAAGGCUGAGAACAGGUUUGUAAUUAGUGGUGAGGCCCCAAAGGCAGAAGGGACCCAAGCAUGCUGCAGAGCAGGGAGAUGUCCUUUAGAGAUAAGUUCUCUCCUUUCGGGUCAUUGGUGGUACAGCGGUAGAAUUCUCUCCUUCCAUGCAGGCAGGAGACCCAGAUUGUACUCCCAGCCAGUGCACCUCAUGGACAGCCACCAUCUGUCAGUGGUGGCUUGCAUGUUGCUAUGAUGCUAAACAGGUUUUAGCAGAGCUUCUAGACUAAGACAGACUAGGAAGAAAGGCCUGUGAUUCUAUUUUCAAAAAUAAGCCAGUAAAACACAGCAAUCUGAUCCACAACUGAUCAUGGGGAUGGUGAAGGACAGGGUAGCGUUUUAUUUUGUUGUGCAUGGGGUCGCCAUGAAUCGGGGGCCAACUCCAAGGCAGCUAACAAUGACAACAGCUGUCCUUUCUGACAAAUCCUUCUGUCAGCCUCACAAAGCCCCCAAUCAAGAAUGCAUUCUGUUACAAAUAACAAAACCUGAUUUAUAAGAUCUCAAAAAGGAGCUUGUUUUUCCUCACCUGACAAGGUGCUGUGGGUGUUGGUUCAUCGAGCACCCAGAAUUUUCAUCCUGCCACUAUUCCAUCCUUAGCAUGUUGUUCCCUCCUUGCCACAAGGUGGCUGCCAAAGCUCCAUGAAGGGAUUGGGAGCCAUACCACUUUAACAUGAAAGUAAAAGCUUACCCAGACUCUCCCCCUCCCCCAUUCUUUCCUCUAA